This is a messenger RNA of Jatropha curcas, 1757 nucleotides long. RefSeq names its product pyruvate dehydrogenase kinase (gene PDK). Gene Ontology annotation, molecular function: pyruvate dehydrogenase (acetyl-transferring) kinase activity. Gene Ontology annotation, cellular component: mitochondrion. Gene Ontology annotation, biological process: regulation of glucose metabolic process; protein phosphorylation. Lineage: Eukaryota; Viridiplantae; Streptophyta; Magnoliopsida; Malpighiales; Euphorbiaceae. The record is from RefSeq and is a predicted model, not a curated record.
AUUUUCACUGGCACAGCCGCAGGCAGAGGCAAAGAGGAAAGUGCCGCUUCUUCUUCUACUCCUCUCCUCUCCUCUCUAGACCUGCGGUUAAAAUCUAACCCUGGGUUUAGACUUUAGAGGAGACUACACGUCAGUUCUCUUCCUCACUGGGGUGGGGGCUGCGCCUGUGCGAUUCUUUUUUCUUUUUAUCCCCUUUCUUUCUUUCUUUCUUACAAAUUUCAAUCAAAUAUAUGUCAGUUUCGCAUUUCCCCUUCUUCAGUUUCUCCGUUGGAUUGCAUGUUGUUAGUGCUGGUUCCAUUUCAGGAGCCACAAUUCCGAUUCCACAUCCGAUCAAAGAGCCAUGGCGGCUAAGAAGGCUUGCGAGUCUUUUUCCAAGUCCCUCAUAGAGGACGUCCAGAGAUGGGGUGCCAUGAAGCAGACGGGAGUCAGCUUGAGGUAUAUGAUGGAGUUUGGCUCCAGACCUACACAAAGGAAUUUGUUGAUUUCUGCUCAAUUCCUUCACAAGGAAUUGCCUAUUAGGAUUGCUAGGAGAGCUAUCGAACUCGAGACUCUUCCUUAUGGCUUAUCGGAAAAACCCGCCGUUUUGAAGGUGCGAGAUUGGUACCUGGACUCUUUCCGCGAUCUCAGAUCUUUUCCUGACAUCAAGGAUUCCAAUGAUGAGAGGGAUUUUACUCAAAUGAUUAAGGCAAUUAAGGUCAGACAUAACAAUGUGGUUCCUAUGAUGGCUUUAGGUGUCCAACAAUUGAAGAAAGGCAUGGAUCCAAAGAUUGUAUAUGAAGAUCUCGAUGAGAUUCAUCAGUUUCUGGAUCGGUUUUACAUGUCCAGAAUUGGAAUCAGAAUGCUUAUCGGUCAGCAUGUGGAGUUGCACAAUCCCAAACCCCCUCCUCAUUGCAUAGGCUAUAUUCAUACAAAAAUGUCUCCGGUUGAAGUUGCACGAAAUGCCAGUGAGGAUGCUCGUGCUAUUUGUUUACGAGAAUAUGGCAGUGCUCCUGAUGUUAAUAUUUAUGGGGAUCCCAAUUUUACAUUCCCAUAUGUUCCAGCACACUUGCAUCUUAUGGUAUUUGAGUUAGUCAAGAAUUCCUUGCGUGCUGUUCAAGAGCGUUUUAUGGACUCAGACAAAAUUGCACCUCCUGUCCGGCUAAUAGUCGCUGAAGGAAUCGAGGAUGUAACUAUAAAGGUUUCUGAUGAGGGGGGUGGAAUACCUAGAAGUGGUCUUCCCAAAAUUUUCACAUAUCUUUACAGCACUGCAAAAAACCCACUAGAUGAACAUGCUGAUCUCGGAACUGCUGAUUCAGUCACAAUGGCUGGAUAUGGGUAUGGGCUUCCUAUUAGCCGAUUGUAUGCCAAGUAUUUUGGAGGAGAUCUGCAAAUUAUAUCCAUGGAAGGAUAUGGCACUGAUGCAUAUCUUCAUUUAUCACGAUUGGGAGAUUCGCAGGAGCCUCUGCCAUGAAUGUUCAACUAAGUUGACCUUAAACUGAACUAUUAGUAGCUGACUCUUGGCAGGAUUGAAUGCUCUGAAAGGAUGCAACUACUUUUAAUUGUCCAGUCCAACAAAUUGGCGGAUAUGUAAAUGCCCAUAACGUUCUAUAUUAUGGAUGAUAAUUUAUUCACAUCGCUGGUUGUUUACUUUUCUGUUUUUAUGCACAUUCAAAAUACGUUGGAAGCUAUGGUCUGCUGCUACAGCCUCCUAACUGCGUGUACAAGGAACUAUUUAUGAGGCUGCUUGUCUUUAGACACCCUCAAAUGAUUGAUCAUAA